UAAGCCAAAACCCCUUUUAGCUUUAACUAAGGUUCUUUCUUGAUAGCCCUGCGUGAGUGUGAGCAGUGUGAGCAGUGGACAGAGGCAGUAAUAAGAAGCGCAGCGCUUUUUUUUCCCCUCCCUGUCGCUGCCAUUUUGUUUGUUUUCGAUCGCUCAUUCACUUUGGCUUUGCUCCAAGCGCUUUCCAUCGCUCCGAAAUCGAUCCCAUUUCCUUGGAGUGAGGAUUUAAUCGCCUCGCCAAUCCAGUGCUAGGCUAUAGCUAUGGGGAAUGCGUGCUUGCGGAGUAGCGAGAUCCACCACCACCAAGAAGAGGAGGACGAGGACGAGAUAAUGGGAGGCUCGCUGGCCUCCAAGAGGCUCAAUCUCUUGAGGAAGAAGAAGCUCCAGCAAUCUAAAGCUGCGUUCUCUUCUCCAUCUUCUUCUUCUUCUUCUUCUUCUGCUAUGGCUACUUCUUCUUCUUCUUCUUCUUCUUCUUCAUCUCGAUCUCUUGUUGUUCCUGUGGAGAUGAAGCCCGCCAUGGAGAUCCUGCCCAGCUCCCAGGAGGGCGUGAUGCGAGUGAAGCUCAUCAUCUCCACGAACCAAAUGGCCAGUAUGAUCAAUGCGAGCUACAAAAAGGACGACUUCCUCGAGAGCCUCAUCACGUCGCUGCUCAAGGAGAAGGGGAUCAACAUUCCAGAGCAGCAGCAGCACAAGCUCUCCGCCUCCAGCUCCAGGAAAUCGAGCUUCUCGUCGUGGAAGCCCGCAUUGGAGAGCAUUCCCGAGGUCAGAUCAUCCUAGAACAGACAUUCUCUCGACGCGGGAGCUCCUUUUUCGAUCUCGUCAGCUAUUUAUUGGUUGGACGAUUUUCAGUCUUUUAGUAUGUUUCUCCCUUCCCUCGGUGUUCUUCCGGUUAAAGCUUCUCCAGUCGAUCAAAACUCGAUCUGGGCGUUUGAUCCAGCAGAAGCCCACCACGAGAUUGGAGCCAAGAACAAUAUACCAGCAGCAUUCCGGCGAGAAACGAUUUACCUCUCGAAAGAAUCCCCUCUUUUCCUUUUGUAUAGAAGCGAUACUGCUCUAACUCUGCUACUACUACUAUACAUGAAAAGUUCCUCUUUUUCUUGUC
Molecule: messenger RNA, 1102 nt
Organism: Selaginella moellendorffii
Lineage: Eukaryota; Viridiplantae; Streptophyta; Lycopodiopsida; Selaginellales; Selaginellaceae
Product: putative protein TPRXL
Exons: 1
Coding region: 262-777 (171 amino acids)
Source: RefSeq, a predicted model, not a curated record